GACGUCGACUGUGCUUUCGUGUUCCAAGGCGUCGUGACGUGUUUCUGCAUAAUAACGACGGAAAGUCUAUGAGGAAACUCGCCGGGUUUUUUUUCAAUUAGCAUCAUUGCUUUACACUCUAUUUCAUGUAACACGAACAUGCUGGGAAGUUUUCACUUUUCCAGAACCUGAGGCAAACAAGCUCGUUGGACCAUGUUGUAAACUACAUCCAAUACGGCAAGUACAUACACAGUCCUCUACCGAGCCAGCAGUCUAAUUGUGAAGUUGACACUGGUUUUAUAGAGCUGCAAACUGUAAAAACUUGUUGCUAGAAUCGUGUCAUCAGCAAAAUAUCGUAUCAUUUGUCAUGUCGUAAAAACUUUACAACUCUGCGUUUAAAAAAGAGCAGCAAAGGUGCUUGCCCCUGUUGACUAGGGGCGCGAGUAAUUUUUGAGCUGUCACUGUGGAGUGGUCGGGGAGUGAACCUAUGGACUGUGAUUCUGGUGAGGGAAUUAUGAAAUCAGACGAGGAGAUGGGUCGUGACAAGCCAUCUGGUGGAAGCUCCGCCAACCACAAUCAUUACACCAAAAGUAAAGGCAGCGAGAGUAGAAGAAUGGUAGACAUUACGAGAGACAAACCGAUAAAAGUGGCAGUCAGGGUAGUUGUGCCUGUACGAGACCAUCCUAAAUUUAAUUUUGUUGGUAAACUUCUUGGGCCCAAGGGUAACUCGUUAAAAAGACUCCAAGAAGACACCAUGUGCAAGAUGGCAGUUCUCGGCAGAGGGUCGAUGAAAGACAGGCACAAGGAAGAAGAAUUGCGAGCGAGCGGCGACCCAAAGUUCCAACACCUGAGCGAAGAACUGCAUGUCGAAAUAAGUGCUUUUGCAACUCCUGCUGAAGCUCACGCCAGGAUCGCGUAUGCUUUAGCGGAAGUUCGAAGAUUUCUUGUACCGGACUACAACGACGACAUCCGACAGGAACAAAUGUGGGAGAUGCAGGUGCUUUCGAGUCAAAGAAAUAACAACAAAGCAGACGAAGCAAGUGGUGGAUCGAGUUCGGGGGCGGAAUAUACAGGUGAAGACAGAUUGAGCAGUGAGACGGCAGAACCGGGACCAGAAAGCCCCCAAGAUGAGCAUCCAGCAUUACGUGGCAUUCAACCAGGAACUCCUUCGUCGACGGAGACAACGGCUAGCGCAACCACCGCCAACGGGAGCCAACUGUCUCCCACAAACGGCAUUGGCAACGGUCCAGCCACAGGUGGAGUCCUGGGAGUCGGGGGGCGCAAAAGACCACUUCUGGCAGGAGGCCUGAGGACAUCGAUGACUCCAACCAAACGCACGGUCAUGAGUCUUCUAGCCAGAGCCAGAGCAGCGCAAGCGAAGCAAUUACCUAGCACUUUUCAAAGAGGCACACCGGAGCGUACUACUACAUUGGUUCCUCUCUUGAGGGAAGAUUACAUUACGGGAGCUGUUAACCUUAAUUUAAUUUAAUAAUUUGAGCCGGUGGACGUACAAUUUAUAAAGUUUAUUUAAUAUUUAAUGAGAAAAAGGCGAUUGAAAAUUGAUCAGAUUCGAGAAAAUUAAUUGGAAUUAUUGUAGAAAAUUGAUUUAUCGGUUCCGGUCACCAGUCUAGGCAAACACUAACUACAUAUUUAAUUUAUUGGUCCGGAAAUUCGAAGUUUACUUGACACACAGAGCUUUUUGCUCUUAUUUUCACAAGGGGAUGAUUUCAAGCAGUGAAAGAAAUUUAGUAUUAUUAUGCCCGUGUUUUUUCUGCAAAUUUUCAAUCGCUUCGUCAGAUACAUAAAAUAAACGAUUUCUGUUUAAAUAUUUUCGGUAAUGACUGUUAUUUAUUAUUCUAAUGUAAUCAAUUAUUAUGCAAUGCACGGACCAAAUAUGAAUAUUUAUAAUCAAAACACAAAGUAGUAGUGCAAUGAAACGUUAAGUUUAUUUUUUGUACAGAGUUAGAUUUUAUCACAACGAAUUUAAAAAAUAAAUUAAUAUGAUAUUGUAAAGAGGAUUUGUUCCUAUAAUGCAUACAUGGAUGCCGUUGUCUUUUAUUUGUAUUAGUUUGUUUACGUGUUUGACGUUUUAUGGAGAAUGUGUACAUACAAACAUACAUAUUUAGAGAAAUCGCAUAUAAUAGGUUUCAUUCGCUUUUCUAGAACAUAUCGACUAGAUUUAAAUUGUACGUGUAAGAAUACCUACCUGAGAAAAAACAAUUAGUUCAGCUCAAAACAGACAGUUUUAAGCCAAACUAAUCCGUUGAAGUUAGUUGCCAAAUUAGUUUUUAAAUUAGAUAUUAAUAUUUUAGAUAAUGAUUGUAACAGUGGCUUUUAAUAUUGUAUGCGUUGAUUACCAUGAAUGUACUUAACGAAAAAUUUUAUAGUCACUGUCAUUAAAUAAUUAAUAAGCUAAAUGUAAGGAACUAAACCGAUAAUGUUAACUACCUAAUUGUAAUUUUUAAUAUUACAUUUUACUGUUAGCAUGUUUAAAAUGUCACAGUUAAAAAAAUUAAUGUUAAAGAUAUUGUGCUUGCAAUAUUCACACAUAAAAGCACUCAGAAUUUCUUUCUUAAUGUGUUUAUUAAAUAUAAAAAAUUAUAAAAUAAUAUUUAAACUACGCUCUAAUCAUAUGUAUUCUGUAAUAUGUGU
Tribolium madens (black flour beetle) is the source of this 2631-nucleotide messenger RNA. Its product is annotated as KH domain-containing, RNA-binding, signal transduction-associated protein 2-like. Gene Ontology annotation, biological process: regulation of alternative mRNA splicing, via spliceosome. Gene Ontology annotation, cellular component: nucleus. Bases 467 to 1468 code for a protein of 333 amino acids. The record is from RefSeq and is a predicted model, not a curated record. Gene Ontology annotation, molecular function: mRNA binding. The transcript is spliced from 8 exons. NCBI's taxonomy places the organism in Eukaryota, Metazoa, Arthropoda, Insecta, Coleoptera, Tenebrionidae.